Prionailurus viverrinus (fishing cat) is the source of this 1357-nucleotide messenger RNA. RefSeq names its product tigger transposable element-derived protein 1-like. The transcript is spliced from 2 exons. The coding region runs from base 16 to 450 and encodes 144 amino acids. The record is from RefSeq and is a predicted model, not a curated record. NCBI's taxonomy places the organism in Eukaryota, Metazoa, Chordata, Mammalia, Carnivora, Felidae.
AACCUUUAAUUUCUAAUGGACGAGCAAAAUAAGUGGUUUCUUGAGCUAGAAUCUGUUCUUGGUGAAGAUGCUGUGAAGAUUGUUGAAAUGACAACAAAGGAUUUAGAAUAUGACACAGACUUAGUUGAUAAAGCAGCGGCAGGGUUUGAGAGGAUUAACUCCAAUUUUGAAAGAAGUUCUACUGUGGGUAAAAUGCUAGCAAACAGCACUGUGUGCUACAGAGAAAUUGUUCGUGAAAGGAAGGUUCUGUCAACAUGGCAGACUCCACUGUUGUCUUGUUGUAAGAAAUCACCGCAACCCCCCCCCCCCCCGAUCGGUCAGCAGCCGUUAGGUCGGGGCAAGACCCUCUGCCAGCAGAAAGAUUACAACUCGCUGAAAGCUCGGAUGAUGCGGCCCACCCCCAUCACUCGUACGUCCAGACGUACACACGCACACAUGUUUACCAUCUGACCAAGAUUCCAAGCCAAGGCCCGAGAUGGAAAGUGAAUUUUUUCAUUCACGUGGAGGGAGCCGUGAGUGCCGCCAACUUCUGCUGACAUUGGGAUCCUUGUGGGCAGAGAGUGGACCGGGGAUCAUCGCAGCCACGGGCGGUGAUUUCCCCACUGGUGCUUCAGGCCGCAGCCCGGCCGGCUGACCUUUUCUGGCUUUGUUUUCUUAAAGAGUCGUAUCGGGACUUCUAAUUUGAAAGCAUAAUCCCAAAGCCACUCGGCAUCUGCCUGCAAAAAGCCUGUGUGUGCUGAAGCACUCCCCUCCUGAUAACUGAACGCGGGGCCUGCUUUCACUCCUCCAGGCAGACUUCACUACGGCCAUCUUCUUCAGUGCGCUUAACACAGGCCCCAGCCGUUCGCACGUCACAGACCAGGAAACGUCCAGCCCUUGGAAAAUGGAAGUCGUAAUUGUAGUGUCCGAGUGUUCACUUGGACCGGAGUCGGACACCCUUGUCAAUUCAAGUUAAGACUCUGCCCCUGGGACAGCGUCAGGCCAAGGCUUGUGCGGCUCAUCACGCAAGUGAUCCUGGCCCAGUGGUUCUGAGCGAACAUCCGCGUGUACAUGAGGCAACGCUGGGGGACACUUGUCCUCAUUGUACAUUUGAACAUCCCUCGGGACAGGAAAUGAUUCUCGUUUUUGAGUUACCCUGACAAAUUAAGUGGAUUGAGGGACUCUUUUGGGGUUGGUUUUUGUUUUUUACUUUAACGCAUGAAGUCCCAUAGCAGUACUUAAUAAUCUUGAGGACUUUAAUCCUCAUAGCUAAUUUCCUAUCUGCUCGCGUUUACGACAAGUUUGUAAACCCUUCACUGAGAGAUGAGCAAAUUUCUUAUUUCUAAAAUUGAGAAUAUAUAGUUUUUAGGAACAUUGA